GACUUUGAUUAAUCGAAAUUGAGAACCGUUUGGUUUUGUGCAAGUUGCGACUUGUUUGAGUUUGGUGGAUUCCAAGCUUGUGAGCUUUGUAUCGAUUGAAUAUUCUCUUCAAUCGUGGUCGAGCAGCUACCCUUUUAUACCAUACGAGCAUUCCCCAGGUGUGGAAUUGUCCGUUGGUUCCGUUUUAUCCCAAUUUCGUAUUAAGAGCGCUUUGUUCUUGAUUCUAGUUCAAUCAAUCUUUGGAUUGAUUGUUUGCUGCGUUACUUUGAUAAAAAUACACCCCCAGGGGCGUAUCAAGUGGUAUCAGAGACGAGUGGGCUUCAGUUUCAUGAGCUUCAGGAAGCUUCAAAAGGAAGAUUUUUUAACUCAACCCACUGCCCAGAACGUUCCCUGUUCUGUUUCCGCGAAACGGAGCUCCGCGCUAUGCUACCUUGACGAUGAAGAAGAGGGAGUGUGGAGACCGGAGAUCGCCACAAAAGUCUUCCACGAGGUUGAGAGAACGACAAAUAGUCAAGAGGAAGCUCCAGAUCAAGCUGAAGUUGAUCGAACGCCUCCAUCGACAAGCUCUCCGGAACUCUGCCAUGUUUCCGCGAAGCAGAGCAUGAGAGAGAACGAAUUAGUGGGAGCUAUGGGGGAUUGGUCGAGCCCAACCAACGAAGCCUAUACCUUCCCCUCGACCCCCAGAACGUCUUUGGUAGAUUCAUUGGAGAGAAACAAACAUGAUAUUGAAGAUUCAAUUCGCGCAAAAUCCCUUCUGUUCACAACGGUGAACAGCUGCCAAAACUCCUUUGGGCAUAUAGCGAUCGAGUGUGAAUCGACGCCAACGACCAACGAGGAAUCAAUCAAGACUAUGCCCAGAAGCUAUUGGGACGAACGAAUCGAGUUGGAGAUGCCUGAGGUAGAAACGCCCAAAUCACAAUCAACAAUUCUGGGUUUUGGGCAUUUGAAAACGGACGACGGCGGGAAAGGAUGGGGAGCUGGGUCGGCGCGAAUGGUGACGAGUCGAGACAAAGGACCGGUUUAGAAAGUCUAUUGGUCAUAUGACGAAGCUCUUGGAAGCAUUGAAUUAGAUUGGCGAGGCCUAAAUCGAAAAUCCCCAAUUUUCUCAAUGAAGAACACAGACCUAACUUUCCAGAAUUGCAAGUUGGAGAGGCCAUCUUUCGAUCCAAUUUGGGAUCAAUUAUCUGAAGUUUUUGACAAGAGGAAAGAUCAAGCUUUGAGGGCAAAGCUUUUUGAAGAGGGAGAGCCUGAUAUGAUCCAAAUUGGCCACUUCUACAAGUCACAAUUACUUGUCAAAGAAGCUAUCAAGGUUGGAAAGAAGAAGGGCAGAAUUUGGCUAAGUCAAAAUCUGUGUUCAGGGUACAUACUUUGGAGGCAUAAUUCUCACAAUUGGCUUUGUGGAAAUUCAAUGUUAAGGGUUUGUUUUGCAGAUAAAGUUGUCAUGUUUCCAAUGGUAUGCUUUUUUGAUCCAGAUGAUGUCAUUAAGGUUGUUUUCCAAGGCCUCAAAGUUGCUACCUCAAAACUGGAAAACUGCCAGAAAAUGGUUCAGUCUGGAAACUGUUUUGUGAAGCCUACUUUGGAGCUUAAUUCGAGGAGUAUGGAUCUUAUUCAAGUCCAAAGGCUUCCACAACAUGAAACUAGGUAUGUUUGUGAACAAAGGGAAGGAGUUGGAUGAAGAAUUGGAGUUUGGGAAGGCCUCGACGAAAGGUGCGAAGUUAGUACGAAGUCACAAAAUUCUGCCUUUGUAAAAACAGAAUUGUUUUCCUUAUUCGAUUAGGAUUAGGUCCUUUUUGCUACUUUUUAGUUCUUAUUCGCAUUAGAUUGUAAUUAUGAGUUGCUUGUACGAAAGUUAAUCCUAGUUAGGCCUAUUUAAACUCGUCUUUUGCAUUGUAAUCGUCAGACUUUGAUUAAUCGAAAUUGAGAACCGUUUGGUUUUGUGCAAGUUGCGACUUGUUUGAGUUUGAAAGUUAAUCCUAGUUAGGCCUAUUUAAACUCGUCUUUUGCAUUGUAAUCGUCAGACUUUGAUUAAUCGAAAUUGAGAACCGUUUGGUUUUGUGCAAGUUGCGACUUGUUUGAGUUUGGUGGAUUCCAAGCUUGUGAGCUUUGUAUCGAUUGAAUAUUCUCUUCAAUCGUGGUCGAGCAGCUACCCUUUUAUACCAUACGAGCAUUCCCCAGGUGUGGAAUUGUCCGUUGGUUCCGUUUUAUCCCAAUUUCGUAUUAAGAGCGCUUCGUUCUUGAUUCGAGUUCAAUCAAUCUUUGGAUUGAUUGUUUGCUGCGUUACUUUGAUAAAAAUACACUCCCAGGGGCGUAUCAUUAAAGAUCAAUUUGUUGAGCAUAGGCCAGAUGUAAGAAAAAGGCUUGACCUUCUUCAUCAAGGGUGGAGUUUGCAAGAUUUUUCAUGAUGAGAAAGGUUUGUUGUUGCAAACAAAGAUGAAAUUCAACAAGCUGUUUGUGAUUCAUCUUGAGUUAGCUGUAUCACAAGUAGCCACUGAAAUGAAUUGCUUGUUUCUGCAAAUCGAUGAAGUUGAGAUGGAUGGUUCUGAAGUGGAUGAAAGUAUUGUUGAUCAUGUAUCAGUGGCAGAUGCAGCAACCACAACACUAGAAACAUGGAAUCACUAUGAGUCUGGUGAAGAUAUUGAAGUAUCAUAACCAAUAAAUGAAGAGAUUGAAGCAUCAAAACAAGCAAAUGCAGCUCUUGUAAUUGCAGAAGGAGGUAUAAGAACCAGUCCUGUUUUUGCAACUCCACCAACUACUGCUAGAUCUCUUGUUACAGCCAUUGCUAAUUACUGUGGCAAGGAAGGCGAGGAGGACUUGGACACUGACCCUGUAGGUCUACCAACUAUUGAUCUAAGGCCAAAUGACAAGGGAAGGUUAAACUGGAUGGAUAGGUAUGAUUGCAACAAUUUUAUUGUGGAAUCAAAGGUGAUGGUUGAAGUUGGAGAUUCAUAGUACCUUGACAAGAUUAUGCAAGAAGAGAGAUGGAGGGAACUCCUGAAGAUAAAAUUCAUUUCCAAGA
Linum trigynum is the source of this 3016-nucleotide messenger RNA. NCBI's taxonomy places the organism in Eukaryota, Viridiplantae, Streptophyta, Magnoliopsida, Malpighiales, Linaceae. The record is from the annotation of a GenBank genome assembly.